GCACCUUUAGCAGCUUAAACAGCACAGAACAGCAUGUUCCAACUGUUCCCCCACUCCUGAAAUAGUGGUGAAAAAAUGAAAGUUAUAAUCACUUAACUCAAAAGCAAUUCCUGCUGCCAGUAUCAUCAUCAUCAUCAUCAUCAUCAUCAUUAAAGCCUUCUGGUUGAAAAGAUCUACUCUUACAGAGAAUAAACUGGAAUGUCAGACAAUCCAAUCCAGAACACCAUUAAAUACUGCUAGGAUUUAAGAUGAUUUAUGACUUACCUCAGACAACCAAGGCAGACAUGCUACUACAGGAGUUUAAACUUAUAUGCAUUAAACUUAUAUGCUUCAGUAGGAACAAACUACUUUAAAUUCAAGUACUAUGACUGAAACUGAAUUAUCUGGCUGUCCUAAAAAUUAACUCAGAUUUUCUGUCCACUCAGCAGAGUCAUACACACAGCACUUAACACCAGGUAUGGUACACUAGAUUACGCAACAAUAUAUUAAAGAUGACUGAAGUUGGAUCCUGGAUUCCAUACAAGUGAAAUGGCAAAAAAUAAAAGAAUUCCAAGAUUUGCUGUUUUGCACCACUGAUAUUCUACCACCCAAUUCAUAUUAGCAGCACACUGUAAACAUCUCAAGAUUAGGAUGAAAGAGUCAGAUUGGUGUGCUGUGUGAGUGACGUUCCUUCCCUUACAAACAGUCCUCCAGCCUCUUCAAAACAGUACUGCUAUUUUCCAGCAAUAGAAGCUCAUUCAGGAUUUUGUGGCUGACUCAAAGCUACAAACGUCCGCUGCUUUGAAAGAAAGAAGGGAAGGUAAUUUCUGAAGUUAAAACCAACCCCAAUAGCUAAACUUCAGACACAAAUAUUCCUUGCAGGAAAGAUGAAGUUAAUCUUUGUGGUCAUAGUUUGCUUCUGCAUUUUGGUGAACACACAAACAGGUGCCAGACCGAUCGAGGAUGAAGAAGACCCCUACAGACAGCCUGCAAACAUGCCCUAUUGGCCUUUCACAACCAACGAUUUCUGGGCAUAUGUGGAAUACUUCCGGAUCUUAGGAGCAUACCAUAGAAUCAAUGAGAUGGCCAGGACCUUCUUUGCUCAUCAACCUCUUGGAAGUACUCUUGGAUAUCAUGUCCCGGAUCAUGAGCACUAACUCACUUGGCGAUUCCCAACGAUUUCCAAUACCAACGGAUCACCAGAAUUGCUUUUCUAACAACUGUUAUUCCACUGCUUCUUUUGUAUCAAAUACGUAACUUCUGUUCCUGGUACUUCUAAUGUUAAUCUUAGUGUGGCCUCUUUUUUACUAGACUAUAUAUACUUACUAUUUACCUUUU
Podarcis raffonei (Aeolian wall lizard) is the source of this 1317-nucleotide messenger RNA. It is a transcript of the gene OTOS, whose product is annotated as otospiralin. The transcript has 4 exons. The coding region runs from base 867 to 1136 and encodes 89 amino acids. The record is from RefSeq and is a predicted model, not a curated record. Gene Ontology annotation, biological process: sensory perception of sound. Lineage: Eukaryota; Metazoa; Chordata; Lepidosauria; Squamata; Lacertidae.